Messenger RNA from Pestalotiopsis fici W106-1, 336 nucleotides. RefSeq lists its product as uncharacterized. The record is from RefSeq and is a predicted model, not a curated record. Lineage: Eukaryota; Fungi; Ascomycota; Sordariomycetes; Amphisphaeriales; Sporocadaceae. The coding region runs from base 1 to 336 and encodes 111 amino acids. The transcript has a single exon.
AUGACAGCUAUCAAGAGCGACCCAUAUGGGUUUUGCGACCCUAGGGACGCUGGUGAAGUCUUCCUCGAUGCCGAUGAGCAUCAAAUAUUUACAGACUAUUGUAGGCGUAUGGAAAUCGAAAUGUCGCGUGACAUGUCCGCAUUUGCAAAUCAGUCAUUCAUCCCGGCCAGAGAUACGGCAGAGCAAAACAUGACGCAUGAAGCCAAUGCAGAGCAGAGAUCCACGGGUGUUGUAGAAUUGAGCACGGUGGUAGAUCACCUGGGAGGAUGGGAGGAUGAAUUCCAAGGCUACAACAGAGCCACAAACUCGGCGGCGCCGCCUCGGGUCCUCGGUUAG